This is a messenger RNA of Miscanthus lutarioriparius, 597 nucleotides long. NCBI's taxonomy places the organism in Eukaryota, Viridiplantae, Streptophyta, Magnoliopsida, Poales, Poaceae. The record is from the annotation of a GenBank genome assembly.
AUGGCCAGAGGGAGCGGGAUCCGUCGGCGUAGCCGCUGGAUGCGUCGAGGCGGCAAGAUGCCUGGCGCUGGCGUCGCUGUAAUGAAGCCCCAUGGCGGGGGCGUUGUCAAGCAUGCUGGCCGUGGGAUCCGUAGGCGCAGCGGUGAUGGGAGCCUCGGCCAAGUCGUCAACGCAGGCAGCGCCGACUCCGAGGUCGAGCAGGCAAGCAGCACCGAUUCGGCCAGCGAGGGAUGGAUCUACGUGCGUGGCCAUCGAAUCAAGAAGGCUGGCCUACAUAUCGACUGCCACGGCAACGUGUACGUCCCCGACUCGGAAGCUGAAGAAUCCGGCACGGAGGAGCCGGAGGCGUGUGGCCUAGAUGUCACCGCGGGCAUGGAUCUCGCCGUGGACCUGACCCCCAAGGUUCACGACGCUGUCGGCGUGGAGCGGGUUCCUGAGGGAGACGCGGUCGGCGCCGCCGUUGUGGACCAGGUCCCUGAUAUGGCCGCCGGUCAUGCUCGUGACACUGUCUUCAACAAGCUCGAGUCAAAAAUACAAAACCCAUUCCUCUUCGACAGAGGCGCUGCCGUCGUGAAACAACAACGACAAACGUUUUAA